CAGUGCAAGUCAGUACAUAACCAUCAUUGUUCAGGAAAUCCUACAAUGGUGUCCAACUCCACGGUGGACAACAGCACUGAUGUGGUGUUUCUUUGUGAUGAGAUAUUUGACUUUGACACCAUCAGUGGUGCCUUCUUCUUUUUGAUCUUCAUCUUCAGUGUCACAGGCAACUGUCUUCUCCUACUUGUUCUCGUCAUCUAUGAUAACCUGAAAAAUGUCACGAAUCUAUUCGUCCUGAACCUGGCCUGCGCUGAUUUGAUCUUCACUGCCGCGCUCCCAUUCUGGGCCGUCUCUUACCUGCACCACUGGGUCUUUAGUGAGUUUACCUGCAAACUGAUGACUGCGGCAUACAUCGUUGGUUUGUACAGUAGCGUCAUUCUCCUGACUGCCAUGGCUGUGGAUUGUUUCAUAAUAGUGGUGCUGCACAACUGGCCGAGCGACUCUGUAAAGAGGCAAAGGUUUGCUAUAGUAGCCUCUGUAGCUGCCUGGGUCAUCAGCAGUGCUGCAUCCUUGAGAGAUGCUAUCAACAUGAAGGUGGAACUCUGGGAUGAUAUUUCCAUUUGUGUGGAUUCCUCUGAUGGCGAUGAUGUCAAUCUAGGCUAUUAUCUCCAAAUGUCCCUGCUCUUCUUCCUCCCACUAGCCAUCAUUGUUUUCUGCUAUUCUGCCAUCCUCAAGACAGUGUUGCAGUCUUCAAACAGAAAAAGGUACAGGACUGUGGUGGUGGUCUUAUGUAUUGUCGCAGCCUUCUUCAUCUGCUGGGGACCUUACAAUAUUUUGCUUUUCAUCGAGACUCUGCAUAAACCCAAAGACUGCAAUGCGAGCGGACGCUUGGAGAUUGCAUUUUCUGUUUGCCGUAUACUUGCUUAUUCUCACUGCUGUAUGAACCCUCUGCUGUAUAUGCACUCACAAAAGUUGCGAAGACAUCUUAAGAAUUGUUUAUGCUGUGAGAAGGCCGAGAGUAAGCACGGGGAGAGAGGCAUUGGCCAGAGCCCUUCUGUUAUUCAGAAUGUAGCUUUUGUGGCACAAAACUCUGCUGUUAUAUUGGAACUACACUCUGAAUAGACGUUCACGUUUGAAACACCUUUAAGUGCUUUUAUGUAAUAUAGAUUGUAUUUAUUUAAUGUCAUCUAUGACUGCAUAUUUCCUUACAAAUAUGAGGAGAUAUGUAAAUAUUUCAGAAAUAUGCCAAGUAAAUUAUGAUAUUUGUAAAACAAAUACAAUAAAAAAACAGUUUCCUGGCAAGCAUGUCAGUGUGUAUGUAAAUAUGCUUUUAGAAGUAAACAAACAUGCCAACUCA
This is a messenger RNA of Cyclopterus lumpus (lumpfish), 1297 nucleotides long. It is a transcript of the gene xcr1b.2, whose product is annotated as chemokine (C motif) receptor 1b, duplicate 2. NCBI's taxonomy places the organism in Eukaryota, Metazoa, Chordata, Actinopteri, Perciformes, Cyclopteridae. Gene Ontology annotation, molecular function: chemokine receptor activity. Gene Ontology annotation, biological process: chemotaxis; immune response; G protein-coupled receptor signaling pathway. Gene Ontology annotation, cellular component: membrane. The coding region runs from base 46 to 1062 and encodes 338 amino acids. The transcript is spliced from 2 exons. The record is from RefSeq and is a predicted model, not a curated record.